AUGGUAAGUGGAACGGGUCCAGCACCGAAUCAGGCCGACACUGUAGCAUUCUGGCGCGGCCUGUGGUCAGAGCCCGUAAACCACAGCGAGGGCCCUUGGACGGAAGUUGUGGCGAGUCAGUGUGCGGGUAUUACGCCCAUGGACCCCGUCAUCAUAACACCGGAUGACGUAGCUGAGGCGGUCCGUAGGGCCCCGAACUAG
This is a messenger RNA of Parnassius apollo (apollo), 201 nucleotides long. The record is from the annotation of a GenBank genome assembly. Lineage: Eukaryota; Metazoa; Arthropoda; Insecta; Lepidoptera; Papilionidae.